AUGUCGGCCAGAGACGGGAUCGCGGUCGCUGCGCCCCCAAUCACACCCAGCAAAAGCGUCUCGCGAUACCGCAGCCUGCGAGGCAAGAGCGUCUCCGACGACAGGGAGCUCAUCGGCGGCGUCCUGGCAGACGCAGAGGAGCAUCCGCUGCCGCCCAUCGCCCACCACCAUGAGGGCCACCGCAGCAAGUCGAGCUCGCGGUACAGGCGGCGCGCGCGCUCCGUCGUGAGCCCGGAGAAGGAGCACCAUGCCGCCAGCAGCAGGGUCGUCACGGCGCCGACCAUGCCCAACAUGCCGCUGGCGCCCAAGCCGCUCAACAUCCCCUCCAAGCCCAGCUACGGGUCCAAGCUGUCCAGCCGCGCCGACACGGCCUCGGUCUACACCACCGACACCCUGGUGAGCAUCGAGAACCGCUUCCCGGCGCCGCCUACCUCGGCGCCGCCCCCGGCGCCCGUCGCCACGGCCAUCACGGCCGACGUGGCCGUCGUCACCACGCCCGUCGAGUCCGAGUUCGGCGACGCGGACGCGGACGACGGCGACGGCGGCGACGCCUCCUCGCAGGACCUGUCGCCCGACGACGGCGACGAGAUCGUGACGCCCGCGCCCCUGAGGCCUGCGCCCCUGGCCCCCAACAAGGCCGCCAGGGCGCCCGCGCCCGCGCCGCUGUCGAUCACGCAGCACGAGAUCCAGAAGCAGCAGGACCGCAAGGAGGCGGCGCGCUGGGCCGACGAGGUCGCGCGGCUCGAGGCCGAGACGGACCGCAUCCUGGCCGAGCAGAAGAAGCGCGACCUCGCGCGCCUGCAGCUGCAGCUGUCCCUGCAGUCGCCCGUCUCGGCCCGCUCCAAGCCCCGGAGCCCCGUGCUCGAGAAGUUCGCCUUCCUCAAGAUCGGCCGGCGCUCCAACCACGGCGGCCACCACGGCGCCAUGUCCUCGCCCGUCUCGGUCGCGUCGCCCAUGGCGUCGCCCGUCUACGGCACCAGGGCCGAGAGCCUGGAGCCCGGGUCGUCCCCCAAGGACUAUGUCGCGGCCAGGCCUACGUGCAAGCCUGGCGAAAGGCUCGUGCGCAUCCGCUGCCGCCAGAUGUCCAUGGACCUGCCCGUCAAGGCGACGGCCACGGCCGCCGACCUCCUCGUGACCUGCUCCUCCUCGCUCGCGCACCCCAUCCACACCGACACGAGCAUCGCCAUCGAGGUCUGCGCGGGCCUGGGCCUCGAGCGCCGGCUGCGCCGCUACGAGCGCGUGCGCGACAUCCUCGACUCGUGGGACGCCGCCGACGCGCCGCACAACUCGUUCCGCGUCCUGCCCACCGACGCCUUCGCCGGCGACCGCGACCUCGAGCUCUGCUCCGUGCCGCGCUCGGCCGAGCCGCCGCGCGGCUUCAUCAUCAACCUCUACUACGCGCACCGCCCGGGCAAGUGGAACAAGCGCUACGUGACCCUGCUCGACACGGGCCACAUGUACUGCUCCAAGAAGUCGCAGACGCGGCCCACGGACAAGGACGCCCAGGGCAUCUGCCACCUGUCGGCCUGCGACAUCUACAGCCCCACCGAGGCCCAGGUGCGCAAGCACCUCAAGCCGCCCAAGAAGUUCUGCUACGCCAUCCGCAGCCAGCGGAGCCGCGCCGACGCCAAGGCCGCCGCCGGGGACGGCGGGCCCGGCAGCGGCGCCUACGUGCACUACUUUUGCACCGAGGACCCGGCCACGGCGCACCGCUUCCACGCGCUCGUGCACGGCUGGCGCAGCUGGUACGUCGUCGGCAAGCUCGAGGGCCUGCCGGGCCGCGUCGAGGUCAGCCCGACCUUCCCCAAGAAGACCACCGCGGCGGCGGCGGAGUCGGCGGCGGCGCUCAAGAAGAUGCUGCCGCCGGACCCGCCCGGGGAGGAGGGGGAGUACGACGACGACGACGGCAAUGCCGGCCCCGUCACGGCGCCCGUGACGCCCAUCCGCUACCACUCCAAGAAGGUCCUGAACCUGAUCCGCACGCCCAGCGCCAGGCCGCAGCCCCCGCCGCCCAAGCCGCGCUUCACGCUCGACGACUCGCCCUCGCGCGUCGGCGGCUUCGAGCCCCUGCCCGAGUUCGGCGGCGUGUCGGCCGUCGGCGACAUGGCCAGGGAGUUCGAGCUGGCCAGCAGCGGCGCGACGCGCCGGCGCUCGGGCACCCUGCCCGCGAGCCUGUUCGGCGGGCCCAAGUCCGCCGCCGCCGGUCUCAUGCUCACCACCCCCAAGGGCGGCGGCUCGGGCGGCGACACCGAGCCCCCUCCUACCUUCGCGGCGGGCGGCCUGCUCGGCGACAGCUACGACGACCGCAGGAAGCUCUCUCCCGGGCUGUCCAGGCCGCACAUCUCCUCCCUGGCCAUCGACCUGGACAACCCCUUCACCGAGGGCUCCCUGCUCUCCACCAAGUCCGUCGUCACCACCACCGCCGCCGCCGCCGCCAUCACGGCCUCCGACGAUGGCGAAAACAAGAAAAAGAACAGGUCCACCCCUCCCGAGACCCCAGCCUCCCCCUCCGAACCCUCCUCCUGGCUCCCCUCGGCCGUAGAGCACACAGCCCGCCUCCAGCGCCAGCGCGACGCCGAGGCCGCCGCCGCCGCCGCCGCCGCCGCCGCCGCCGCAGCAGCAGCAGCCCGCCCCUCCACCUCCUCCGGCAUCCCCUCCUCCUCCUUCGACAAGGCCCGCGCGGGACGCUCGCGCGCCGGCUCCGCCUCGUCCAAGCACCACACCCCCGCGGGGGCGGCGGCGGCGGCGCCCCCGGUGCCGCUCCUCAACUUCGCCGCCCUGCCCCCGCACGGCAGGCCGUCGACCAGCAACGGCGGCGGCGGGGGCCACGGCGUCCGCCCGCCCGCCGGCACGGCGCACCUCGUCGACCUGGCCACGAGCCCGUCGUCGUCCUCGCGCUCCUUCCUGGACGUGCCCCCGCCGCGCAGCGCGGCCCGCGCCGCCGCGGCAGCAGCGGGAUCGGGACCGGGAGGGGCCGGUCGGCCGCACACGAGCGACGGGUCCCGCGCAGGGGGAGGAGGAGGAGGAGGGACAUUGCGCAGCCGGGCGUCGGCCGCGACGCUCGCGAGCCAGACGUCGUGGAACAGCAUCGGGCAGUACUACCCGCCCGUCCCGGCGCUGCCGAGCGUCGCGUCGCAGCGGUCGAUGGGGUCGCGCGAGGGCAGCGACCUCGGCAGCCUGCGGUCCGGCGGCGGGGGGAGCGCGAUGCGCAAGGUGUCGGAGCCGGCUAUGCACCACAAGUAUCAGCAGCAUCCGCAUCAGCAUCCGCAUCAGCAGCGGGGGCGGGACCCGCGGCCGAGGGAGGUGCCGCGGUCGAGGAGCGGGACUUCGAGGAGGGUGUUUGAAUGA
This is a messenger RNA of Thyridium curvatum, 3348 nucleotides long. RefSeq lists its product as uncharacterized. The transcript has 2 exons. Lineage: Eukaryota; Fungi; Ascomycota; Sordariomycetes; Thyridiales; Thyridiaceae. Bases 1 to 3348 code for a protein of 1115 amino acids. The record is from RefSeq and is a predicted model, not a curated record.